Messenger RNA from Paramecium pentaurelia, 1653 nucleotides. The record is from the annotation of a GenBank genome assembly. NCBI's taxonomy places the organism in Eukaryota, Ciliophora, Oligohymenophorea, Peniculida, Parameciidae.
AAUGUCAUCCAUUCUUAAUAAAUUUAGAAAGCAACCAUAAAAUGAUGUACCCCCAGGAAUUAAAAUAGAGAAUACUUUAUUUGGAUAAUAACAAGGAACUUAUCAGCCUCCCGUAAUUCCUUCUGUUUAAUUACCUCAAACUACCUAACCUAGAUAAAAAGGAAGACCAGGAGGAGGUUCUAAAAAUCUAUAAUUUUUUAGGCUGGGAUGAUGAGCCUGAGCCACAAUAGUAAUAAUAAUAAACAUUGUCAAACAAGCCAACUAAUACGAUCAAUCUAAUUAAUGACACACCACCAAAAUAAAAUGAAAAUAAAGCAAAUAUUGAUAUACUACUACCACCCUAAUCCUUAAAUAACAUUUAAUUAAGUAGAGUGACUGAUUAUAAAAAAGGAUAAUUAUUAACUUAUGAAGAAUUAGAGAUUGGGGGAUUGUAUUAAAAAUCUAUAUAAUUUUUAGUGAAUUUGAAUUUCAUAUUGUAGAAGAAGUAAUUAAAUUAGGUGGUAUUAAAUUGAAAUAAAGUGAUUCAGUUCUUAAAGAAUUUGCAAGAGCUUGUUAAACUUUAUAGGAAUAAUUGAUUGGAAGUAUACUUUUGAAUAAGCUAUAUGGUGAAGAAAAUUGGAAAGUUUAAAUAGUAAAUAAAUUAAAUCUAUUUUUUAGAGAUGCAUAUAUGCAAUUCAAUUUAUUAGUUAAUAAUAUUAAAACUAUAGAGAAUUCUUUUAAAUUAAUUAGAAUUACUUAAAGAUUGAUACGGAUUAAUAAAUAUUAUAAUCAGCUAUUGACUAAACAUUAUUAGAAAUUAAUGGAUAACAGAUAUAAAAGUAAAAGGUAAUAAUAAAAAUGAUUUUUAAGGAGAUAUAACUUGAAUUUCGUGAACCACCUAAGCCAUAAUAAAAUAUAGUAUAACAAUAAACUAAUCUUUUUGAAAUAGGAAAUAAUGAAGGAUAGCAGAAAUAAUAACAACAAUAAAAACUUGAUUUAAAAUCUCUAAAAAUAAAAUAACCUGAAGUGAAACAAUAGACUUAAAAAUAAUAGAAUACUUAAAUAGAUUUACUUGAAGCAUUUAAUUAAAUAACUCUGUCUAAUUAUGAUUAAAACUAAUAAUAAUAAUAAUAAUAAUAAUAAUAAUAAUAAUAAUAAUAAUAAUAAUAAUAAUAAUAAUAAUAAUAAUAAUAAUAAUAAUAAUAAUAAUAAUAAUAAUAAUAAUAAUAAUAAUAAGGAAUUAGCUUUGAUGAAAUAUUAAAUACUUAACCAUUAGCUUAAACAGUUUAAUAACCAUAAUAAAAAAAGAAUGCUUUUGGCUUUCUCAAAAAAGAUUAACAAUAAUAACCUUAAUAAUAACAACCGCAAUAAUAAAAAUAAGAAUAAGUAUAAUUAAACUCAUUAUUAUUACAAACACCUCAAUAAUUAUAUCAACAACCAGCAUUAAAUUAAUAAUAGACUUCAAAUAUUAUUUAUGGAUAACCAUCAAAUUUAUAUAACUUAUAAUAAUAAGCUUAGUUUGGAUAGCCUAAUUAUUCAUAAGCAUUUGCUCAAUUUAACAUUUAAUAAUAACAAUACAAUUUGGUUUAGUAAACCCAAUUUACUUAAGAAUAACCAUAGUAAAUAUAACAGCCAACCCAUAAAGAAAAUGCUUUUGAUUUCCUAAAUUUCUGA